Molecule: messenger RNA, 3681 nt
Organism: Fonsecaea monophora
Lineage: Eukaryota; Fungi; Ascomycota; Eurotiomycetes; Chaetothyriales; Herpotrichiellaceae
Exons: 3
Coding region: 1-3681 (1226 amino acids)
Biological process (GO): mitotic chromosome condensation; meiotic chromosome condensation; mitotic cell cycle
Cellular component (GO): condensed chromosome, centromeric region; nucleus
Molecular function (GO): histone binding
Source: RefSeq, a predicted model, not a curated record
AUGGAGGACCAAGUCGGUUUCGAUAUCAAUGAGUCUUUGAAGCUUUACCUUAGCGAUGUGACGACCAUCGCCACGCCUGAAGCGAGUUCAGAAUUGAUCGACUGCGAAAAUGACCCCGAGAGUCUUUCACCAGGGCUGGUGGACAAUGUGUUGGAUUCGGUGAUAGAUCUGAUUACGGAAAACCCAGAAGGGCUUCUCAGAAGCUCGACAUUCGAUACCUUACAGUUUCUGUUAAAGCACUCAUCCGUCCUAUCCACGCAAACCCUGGGCAAGAUUCUCAAUUUGAUUGUUUCCGGACUGUCGACCACCGCGGACGUCGCAAACCACGAUAUCGAAAAUGACGAACAAGAAACACUGCCGCAGCACAAACGUCUGCUGGAAAUGUACGCAUUCCUUCUUCAGUGGUCCAUAUCCGCGGUCGAAGCAAAAGCACAGGAGAAGUCCAGCGCGGCGCCGGCAAGAAGAGGUGGGAAGGGGGCAAAAUCAAAGUCGGCUACCAAAGACAAUGCCUGGGAUUCUUCCAGCCAGAUCCAGAGUGCAAUGGAUGUUAUGUGUCGAGUGAUGAAGCUCAAGCUGAAUCGCAUCUUCCAGACAACCUCUGAUCGCGACACAUUCAUCAAUCUGUUUACGAGAUCCGUUUACAUGAUAAUGGAAAGCGAAGCCAGAGUCAAGAUUACAGCUGUCCGCAUGUUUUGCUUCAAAGUGCUCUGCGUUGCCGUGAAGCAUCAUGGUCAUGCUCUUGGGGCACAGACUUCGAUUGUCCAGAAUCUCACAUACUUUGAACAUUUAUCAGAGCCCAUGGCCGAGUUUCUCCACAUCCUCUCGGAACAGUACGACUACCCUCAGCUAUCUGCCGAGAUUCUCAGAGAGUUGGCGGCAAAGGAGUUCAGCCAGAACGACAACAAAGGUCCCAAGUCGGUUUCUGCCUUUAUCAUCAAACUUUCAGAGCUCGAGCCUAGGCUCGUCAUCAAGGAAAUGGGCUUGCUCGCGAAAUUCCUUGACAGUGAGGCACACACCUUACGAUGUGCGGUGAUCGAGGUCUGCGGGAAUCUGCUCGCAGAUCUCAGCAGACAAGAGGAGAAAAGUGAAACCACCAAAAUACAAAUCAAUGCAUUUUUCGACACCUUGGAACAACGAUUUCUCGACACAGCACCUUUCUGCCGAGUGCGAGCAAUGCAAGUCCUCACCAAGAUAUGUGAUCUGGAGCAGAAGUUUCCUAAGAGGAGACAGAAUGCUGCCGAACUUGCCAUGCAGAGCCUCCAAGACAAAAGCAGUAAUGUACGGCGGAACGCUAUCAAACUUUUGAGAAAGCUGGUUUCUUCGCACCCGUUCAGCCUGAUGCACGGUGGACAGCUUUCGCAAAAGGAGUGGAUAGAAAGACUCGAGGCAGUAGAAUCACAAUUGGACGCGUUGAAGCCGCCACCGGACUCACCAGGAGUGGCACGGACAGCAGCGGGGGAAGAGCAGGUUGACCAAGAACUUCUCGAUGAUGCAACCCAGGCGGUGGAGGAGCCAAAGGAGUUAACUGAGGAGGAGCAGAUUGCCGCGGUCAAGAAGGCACAGGAAGACGCUGCGACGUCUGAAUUGGUUGGCAAACUACAACUGACCCGAAAAUAUUAUCUCGAGGCACUCAGAUUCAUCGAGACCAUUCACGACGCUUCGGAAAUCGCGGUUCAGUUGUUGUCGUCGCCCAACAAGACCGAAGUCAUCGAUGUGAUGGACUUCUUUGUGACGAUUGAUGCGUUCAAGGUCGAGACAGCACGAAAGGGUAUCCGUCGAAUGAUGCGGCUGAUCUGGACCAAGGGGAACAGUGAUGAGGGCAAAGGUGUCCAGAACCAUCUGAUCGACAACUACAAGAGUCUCUUCUUUGACGCCCCUGAUAUGUUCAGCGCCAACGACGCCGCCAAUUUCGUCGCUCGAAAUAUGAUCAGCUUGACAUUCGGGGCAACACCUGCAGAAUUGACCUCGCUAGAACAGCUGCUGAGCACUAUGUUCAAGGCUGGCCACAUUUCGGAGUUAGUGAUUGCCAAAUUGUGGCAGGUGUAUGGCGUCAACAAGGAAAUCUCCAAGGCACAGAGGAGAGGUGCCAUCAUCGUCCUCGGCAUGAUUGCUCUGGCGAGCCCGGAGGUUGUGGUGAAGGAACUUGACACGAUGUUGCGAGUCGGCCUUGGACAGCUGGGCCGGACUGAUUUUGUGCUCGCCAAAUUCACUUGCGUUGCCCUUCGACGCAUGAUACCCACCACAAAGAAGGUGCAAGAGAAGACCGCCCCAACGGGUCUUUCGAAGAUGUCCAACAACCAUGAAGUUCUUCGUAUGCUCGCAUCAAUUCUCCUGACCACGUCGGCAAGCAAAGACUGGUAUGGGAUGGCGGAACAGGCCAUUAGCGCCAUUUACGUCCUUUCGGAUCAUCCAGAUGUCCUAUGUUCUGAAGUGCUGAGACAGAAGACUCGGCUUGUCUUUCAGCAGACGAAAGACUUGCCGUCGUUAUCGAGGUCGUCUUCUCCAGAGCCCGAUGCAAUGGACAUUGACGGGGAAGAGCCAGUCACCAACCCAGAGACCGAACCACACGAGCCUGAACCGGUAGAGACUAAGCAGGAGAAGCCAUCUAUUGCAUUGUCACAGCUGUUGUUCGCCGUCGGCCACAUUGCCAUCAAACAAAUCGUGCAUCUCGAGUUAUGUGAACUCGACUUUAAGCGACGGAAGCAGGACCAAGAGAAAAACAAGCAAGAGGCCAACUCUCCCCUUGACAAGUCAUCAGGCCCUACCCCACGUCAGCGGAAAAGGACUGCGGCAGAAGAGGUCCUGGCGGAGAAGCAGAAAGAGGAAGAAAGGGACGAGCUCGACCUGAUUGGGGGUACGACCGAAGAUGAUUUCACCGAAGCCAUUGCGCACAUAAGGGAACGGGAGCUGCUAUAUGGUCCACAUUCGCUGCUUGCAAACUUUGGGCCGCUGGUGACAGAAAUCUGCGCGAACAAUACUGCGUACAAGGAUCGAAAUCUCCAAGCUCAGGCGACGCUGUGUCUGGCCAAGCUCAUGUGUGUGAGCAGUGAGUACUGCGAGAAGAACUUGCCUCUCCUGAUUACCAUUCUGGAACGAUCCAACGAUCCUAUCGUCCGCUCCAACGCGGUGAUUGCGCUGGGCGACAUGGCGGUGUGCUUCAACCAUCUCAUUGAUGAGAACACCGAUUUCCUCUACCGACGGCUGAACGACGCCGACGAAAGUGUGAAGCGAACGUGUCUGAUGACAUUGACCUUCCUCAUCUUGGCAGGGCAGGUCAAGGUGAAAGGUCAACUGGGAGAAAUGGCCAAGUGUCUGGAAGAUGGGGACAAGAAGAUUGCAGAUCUGGCGCGCAUGUUCUUUACGGAACUGGCCACCAAGGACAAUGCCGUCUACAAUCAAUUUGUCGACAUGUUCAGUGUGCUCACUCAAGAGGGGCCGUUGGAGGGCGGAGUCAUGGAAGAGGAAGCAGUCAAGAGGAUUUUGAAAUUCUUGUGUGGAUUCAUUGAGAAGGACAAACACGCGAAAAACCUGGCAGAGAAACUCGCAGCGCGCCUGAACAGAUGCGCGAAUAAACGACAAUGGGACGACACAGCCUACGCGCUGUCGUUACUGCAGCACAAGAACGAGGACAUUACGAGGAGGAUCCAAGAGGGAUAUAGAGUGGUGGAGACCGAGGCGUGA